This is a messenger RNA of Phytophthora sojae, 333 nucleotides long. RefSeq lists its product as hypothetical. Lineage: Eukaryota; Oomycota; Peronosporomycetes; Peronosporales; Peronosporaceae. The transcript has a single exon. Bases 1 to 333 code for a protein of 110 amino acids. The record is from RefSeq and is a predicted model, not a curated record.
AUGUAUUCAACGGACUACAGGUGGCGCGCCGUCACGCUCCACUACGUCUACUCUGUCCCGUGCGAAAUCGUCGGACGAGUGCUCGCUGUAUCUGGCCGCGCAGUGCGGAGAUGGUACGCCCAGUUCAAGUCAACCGGGCAUGUUCUGGCCAAGACACCCGAAGAGCGCCCUGUAUUCUUACCAGCGGUGGUCACGUACGUCUCGGAGUACGUAAAGGAGCACCCAUGCCUCUACGUGGAGGAACUGCUGGAGGAAGUCAAGCGCCGUUUUCCGGAUCAGCAAAAGGGUUUGUGUAACGGGGUUACACGCACAAGUGGCUACAGUCACUUGUAA